AUGGACGAACCGGGCUGCUCUUGGCCUUUCUGGAAGUUUGGGAUGAAGAGAGAUGAUCUCUCUACCAAACUACAAGAUGAAUACAACACCAUUCCCUCCAACAUCCAGGACCCCGAAGCAUUCCAUCACGAUGUCUACGAGAUCUCUCGUAUCGCCGACACUGCCGACGAAUUCCACCGCAUGAUGGCCGACCGUAAGGAGCAGCGUCUCAGGGAACUUAACGCGUCGCUUGAUCUCGCUGCAGUCGAGAUCAUUGCUAACCCUAAGCUGGUCGGUACGGGGCAGUGGUCGUACGCUCUGCAGCUCUUCCGGACACGUUCGCUCGACUCCCUCGUGCGACUGUUUUCGAGCUACCUGCCUGACGACUAUUCUUGCACGCAAGGUUACUACACGGCUUCAUCUAACGGCACUUCCUUCAGCGAUCGUUGCAGCUCUCGUACGGCGAGCACGAACCUGAGCAGCCUCGACGAUGUGGAUGGUCCCUGUUUCUUUAACGAUGACGAAAACCCCGUUAUGACGCAUGAACCUUUACACAUUUCAACUUCCAUUUCUUCUUCCGCCAUUACUACGGAGCUUCCUCCCUCCCCCGCUCCAUGA
This is a messenger RNA of Colletotrichum spaethianum, 597 nucleotides long. RefSeq lists its product as uncharacterized. Bases 1 to 597 code for a protein of 198 amino acids. The record is from RefSeq and is a predicted model, not a curated record. NCBI's taxonomy places the organism in Eukaryota, Fungi, Ascomycota, Sordariomycetes, Glomerellales, Glomerellaceae. The transcript has a single exon.